Molecule: messenger RNA, 10622 nt
Organism: Aedes albopictus (Asian tiger mosquito)
Lineage: Eukaryota; Metazoa; Arthropoda; Insecta; Diptera; Culicidae
Gene: dom
Product: helicase domino-like
Exons: 19
Coding region: 215-9628 (3137 amino acids)
Biological process (GO): chromatin remodeling
Cellular component (GO): Swr1 complex
Molecular function (GO): ATP binding; histone binding; ATP-dependent chromatin remodeler activity
Source: RefSeq, a predicted model, not a curated record
UUAUUAGCAAAUUUAUCAUUCUCUUUUCCGGCAGUCACGAAGUAGGAAGCAUUCUUGUCGUUCGCGUCGAAAAUCGGUGAAUUAGUGACGAAAAUCGUGCAAAUUUCCCCGGAUUAUCGUUCCAGCCCGGGUGCAAUCGGAUCGCGCGUGUGGAAUGAACGUUUUACAUCCCGAGCCAGCGUCAAAUUCGCUAGAUAGCUGAGAUGAUUAAAAAAUGAAUGAAGGUGAUUCAGCGGGAGGGCAAAGAGGUCGAAACCUAGCCCUUCCUGCUGGGACAGACCGCAUAAUAUCAAGCAUCAGUAGUGCAGGCCAUUUGCCCGUAGGGCCUGUGGUUGCCGCAUCACCAAUGUCCCGUUCGCCUGCCGACGAAAAACAGCAUAACUUUCAGCAGAUCCAACAGCAAAUGCAGAGCACUUCUUCUCCAGCGGCAGGACAUUUGAGCAAACCACUUCAUCAUCAUCAACAGCAACAACAGCAGCAGCAGCAAUUUCCAAACAAUACCAUCAGUUUGAUCCCGGCUGGCACAGUCGUCGUCGGAGCAGCUGGUGGGGCUGUGACCUACAAACAGCAACAAUUCGUAGUGACAUCAACAAACAGUGCGAAUAAUAACAUUUUACUUGGUGGUGUGAGCAAUAUAGGCAAUGAAUCAAAUAAUACUGUCGUUAUCGGUGCACAACAACCAUUGGUCGGUAGUGGAGUGAGAACGCAGCAAAUUAUCGGUAGUGGAAAUAACAAUAAUUCAAGUGCAAGUGGAAUAAUAAUUGCCAAUCAAAUCGCAAACUCUUCUAACAGUGGGAAUACGUCGUACAUUCAUCAGGCAUCGGGUGUUUUAGUGACAGGUGUAGCAAGUGCGGGCCUAACAGUAGGCGGCCCCAUCGGGUCCUCGGUUCCCGUUUCGCCUACGGCCCGGAAGCGUCUAAAGCUAGAACAAAGUCCUGUUGUCGUUACCGCUGAAGUGGAACAUGACAUUUCCGCUCUCAAGAAAUUGAUUCUGGAGCACAAGUAUAUGAGAUUAAAGAGCAUUAAGGAAAAGUACUCUGAACAUGUAGCGGAACUGUUUUUUCUUCAGUCCGGUGGUACUAUGAUGGAUUAUCCUGCAUGGAAAAAGAAGCCACAUACGCCAGCGUUUUUGAACUUUAUGAGAACGUACAAGCUAGAACCGUUAUCAUCCAAUCUGGAAGAAGCAGGAGAAAUACUUAAACAGCAAUCAUCAAAUCGAUCGCUGUCAGCAGCAGCAAGCAGCUCAUCAACUUUACCGCAAGGAGCAGAAAUUAAAAUUCCCGGCGUAGGAGCGACCCCCGUAGCCGUGUCGACGCAACUACCGGCCGCAGUGGCUCAACUGAGUCAGCAGGGUCACAUACCCGGAAGGCCUCAGGGAGGUCGCCACGGGAUGGUCUUUGGUCAGAUUAGCGUACCACCUGUGGUAGGAAACCCCUCUGUACCUCUGGUGCCAGGCGGCACCCCCAUCAUUCCGGAUCCAAUCGGAAUCGGAGCGACGCCGACCAUCGAGAAGCGGAAGCAAGUUCCAACGGUCCCUAUCCCAUCGACGGGUUCAUCGACUCUGGGAAUUUCUGCAUACGCUUCUGCAUCGACCAGUGGAACGGUGCAAGUAGCAAGCGGUGGAUCGACAACCGGGAGUGGAAACAGUGGGAACUCUAAUGCACAGCAUAAUGGAACUUCCUCGAAUGCCACAACCGGAGGCAACGGUCAGGAACAGUACACUAACAAAGCCAAGCAAGAGGUGUACGUAAUGCAGCGAAUACAGGAGCUUCAAAAAGAGGGGCUAUGGAGCGAAAGGCGGCUUCCAAAACUCCAGGAACCCCAGCGGCCCAAAGCCCAUUGGGAUUACCUGUUGGAGGAAAUGGUUUGGCUGGCGGCCGACUUCGCUCAGGAGAGGAAAUGGAAAAAGGCUGCGGCAAAGAAAUGCGCUCGCAUGGUUCAGAAGCAUUUCCUCGACAAAGCCAUGGCAGCUCAACGAGCCGAGAAAGCCCAAGAGCAACAGCUAAAACGGAUAGCCGCUUUUGUUGCGAAGGAGAUUAAAAUCUUCUGGGGCAAUGUGGAGAAACUGGUCGAAUACAAACAGCAAACUAAACUGGAUGAAAAGCGAAAGAAGGCUCUCGAUCAGCAACUCAGUUUCAUUGUAGAUCAGACUGAAAAAUACUCCCAACAGCUAGUGGAAGGCAUGAACAAACCCAAAGCAGUUCAAGAUGCGAACACCAGUAAGGCCAACAGCUUGAACUCAAGUCGUGUACCUUCGCCUCAGCCGAAACACGCGUCCGAUGAUGAAUUUCGUCCGGAUAGUGAGAUCUCGGAUGACGACGAGGAAACGAUUGCUAAGGCGGAAGCGGAAGCAACCGGAACGAACGAAGAAGUGGCAGCACUGCAAAAAGAAUCGGAAAUGGAUCUCGAUGACUUUCUAAAGAACUUGCCAAAGGAUUAUUUGGAAAACCGGGAUAAAAUUGUAUUGUCUGAGCCGGAUGAUAGUGAAAAAGAAGGCGAGGAGAAUGACAAAGAUUUUUCCGCUGCUGAGAACAGCACUGAUGAUGAGGACACCAUUAUGGAGCAAGAGAAAAAGGAAAAGAAUCAGGAUCACAAGAAAGAAAUUGAUGAACUGAAUGCGGAAAACGAAAUGAGCAUAGAGGAGUUAAUGGCAAAGUACAAUCGGCCACCGCCGCCAGGACGGGCAGCUGAAAAAAUGGAUGUUGAUUCGGACGAUGAGAAAAGUGACUCAGAAGCGGAAUCGGAUUCAUCCGAGGAAGAAGAUGAUGAGGUCCCAUCGUCCGAUGAAGAUAUGAACGGCGAAGAUGAUGAUAAAGAUGAAGAGGACGUUGGUCUGAAGAACUUGUUAGACGAUGAAAUGGCCGGUAAAAGUCAAAGUGAAAAGGAUGAAAUUCUGAAUGAUGCUGCAGCAAUCGCCGAAAGUAUUCAGCCAAAAGGAAAUACCCUCUCUUCCACCAGUGUCGUAACGCCAAUUCCUUUCCUGCUGAAGCACACUCUUCGAGAGUAUCAGCACAUCGGUUUGGACUGGUUGGUGACGAUGCAUGAUCGUAAGCUCAAUGGAAUUUUGGCAGAUGAAAUGGGUCUAGGUAAAACCAUUCAGACCAUUUCGCUGUUGGCCCACUUGGCAUGCGUUAAAGGAAAUUGGGGACCUCACUUAAUCAUCGUGCCCUCUUCAGUUAUGCUGAACUGGGAAAUGGAAUUCAAAAAAUGGUGCCCAGGGUUCAAAAUACUGACCUAUUACGGCUCCCAGAAGGAACGCAAGCUGAAAAGAACGGGCUGGACCAAAGUGAAUGCGUUUCACGUGUGCAUAACAUCGUACAAACUGGUAAUUCAGGACCAUCAGAGUUUCAGACGGAAAAAGUGGAAAUAUCUCAUCCUGGACGAGGCACAAAACAUCAAAAAUUUCAAAUCACAACGGUGGCAGCUGCUGUUAAACUUUCAAACGGAACAACGGCUGCUUCUGACAGGAACACCUCUCCAGAACAAUCUGAUGGAGCUCUGGUCGCUGAUGCACUUCCUGAUGCCGCAUGUGUUCCAAUCCCAUCGGGAGUUCAAGGAAUGGUUCUCGAAUCCGAUGACGGGGAUGAUUGAAGGCAACUCGGAGUACAACGAAAACAUAAUCAAACGCCUUCAUAAGGUUUUACGCCCAUUCUUGCUGCGCCGGUUGAAAUCGGAAGUGGAAAAACAAAUGCCAAAGAAAUACGAACACGUUGUUAUGUGCAGGUUGUCCAAGAGGCAGCGGUUUCUGUACGACGACUUUAUGAGUCGAGCAAAAACAAGAGAAACGCUUGCUUCGGGCAAUUUGUUGAGCGUAAUCAAUGUGCUGAUGCAGCUCCGAAAAGUAUGCAAUCACCCCAACAUGUUCGAGGAACGUCCCACGAUUUCGCCAUUCCGAAUGGAAGGAAUCAACUUCCGGACAGCUUCCCUGGUGUACAACAUGUUGAAUUACGAUCCCUUCACGCAAAUUGAUUUGUCUUCCCUAAACCUCGUGUUGGUGAAGUUGGAAUUGGUAUUGUCCGCAUAUGUGGCGUACCGUUCGCAACGGUUAUGCAUGCCGAAGCGAUUGAUUGAGGAGAUAGAUUCCACUCCUGAGCUCCCACCACGAUGUCCAACAGGCAAACUACGGUUGCACGUGCGGGUGCCAAACUUGCGUGUUCAGGAAACGAUCAGCAACAGUACUGGAGUCCGAGUUGGAACCAGUCCAGCCAUGAAGACUGAAGGAACGCGCUAUGUUCCGCUUGUAAAUUCUUCGCUAGUAGAUAGGAAACCAUUGAUCGAAGAGAUCAGUUCGCAACCAGCCACAACCGCAGGAGCGAUUCCUCUCGACGAUCCUCAAUCGUCGAAUGUAAAUCUACGUAAACGAUGUGAUAUGAUUAGUGGUAUCAGCAGUAGUGUUAGUAAUAUAAGUACUCCUAGUAAUAGAUUCAGUGCUGGGCACGUAGCGCAAAUUGUGCAAACUUCCGCUGGAAGGCAGUUAAUUUUAACGCCAAGCAGUAGCACCUCAUCUACGCUUAUGACACCGAGUGGACAACGUCUAACAGUGGUCAAUAGAAUAAGUACUCCCCCAUCUACAGCGAAUGUUCCCAGUAGCAUAACUCAACCUCCGGCAACAAAUGCCCAAAACGUUCCUUCAACUGCUGCGAGCCCUAUUUCAUCGUCACUUGCUACUUCGAUAGUUCAACAGCUAAAGCAUCAUUCCUAUUCAUGUGCUGCCACUAAUUUGACCCCUGAAGAGCUGGAACAGAAAAUCCGUACCGAGUUCUACUUGGCUAGCGUAGAAGAGUCACGAAAAGAACGAAGAAGCCAGAUCCUGGAGCUUCUGGGACGAAUGAACCUAAAACGAUGCGAUACCUGUCCAAUAUAUGGCAGUGAUCUGCGUGAAUCUGUUGAGAAGGUAUUCAGUGAAGGUUUCUGUGACGUUGACGAGGUUCCAAUGAUCUCGGUCGGACCCCACUACUGCCAACAGGCGUGGCAAAAUGCCAAUUGGAGUCUAGGCAAGGCCAUCAAAUCCAUCGAGCAGCGAACGGAAGAAUUCCGAUCGGUGCUGAAUAAUUUUGUCAUUUAUGUACCUGCUGUAUGUGCUCCGGCACCUAGUAUUCAUGUAUCACAUCCCCAUCCUUCUCGAAUGAACGAGGAACAGGACACAGAUGAGGCAAUCCGGGACGGGCUGAGACCAGCUUUAAGGAUAGUGCACCCGAUUGUAUCGGCGAUGAGUACCCAGUUCCCGGAUCCACGUCUCAUUCAGUACGACUGUGGAAAGUUACAAACGUUGGACCGACUUUUGAAACAGCUCAAGUCCGGUGCCCAUAGGGUGUUGAUAUUCACACAAAUGACCCGCAUGCUGGAUGUGCUGGAAGCAUUCCUCAACUACCAUGGUCACAUCUACUUACGGCUGGAUGGAACUACCAAAGUUGAGCAGCGACAACUGCUGAUGGAGCGGUUUAACGGAGACAAGCGAGUGUUCGUUUUCAUUCUGUCCACGCGAUCCGGUGGCGUUGGCAUCAAUCUUACUGGUGCGGACACUGUGAUAUUCUAUGAUUCCGACUGGAAUCCGACCAUGGAUGCCCAGGCACAGGAUCGAUGCCAUCGGAUAGGCCAGACCAGAGACGUCCACAUAUACAGGCUAGUUAGUGAAAAAACCAUCGAAGAGAAUAUUCUCAAGAAAGCCAACCAAAAGCGGAUGCUCGGAGACCUUGCUAUCGAGGGUGGCAAUUUCACAACGGCAUAUUUCAAGAGUUCGACCAUUCAAGACCUCUUUACUGUUGAUACCGUGGAGGAAGAUGCAUCUAUGCGGCUCGCCGAAGUCAUAGAUCGAGAUCGAGAGCGAAAAGAGAGACUUCAGCAGAGUAUGACCGCUGGGACAAGUGUUGCACCGAGCACCAGCAGUGGCACGCCUGAGGAAUCAGCUAAAUCUGCGAUUAAUGUCUUCGAAUCAGCUCUGGCAGCUGCCGAGGACGACCAAGAUGUACAGGCUGCCAAGUUUGCCAAGGCUGAAGCAUCGGCGGAUUUGGAAGAAUUUGAUGAAAAUAUUCCGAUCGAUCAAGAACCCAAAGAGAAGGAACCCGAAAUGAGCAAGGCCGAAAAGGAGGUGCAGAAUCUCAUCAAGCAGCUAAGUCCCAUCGAGCGUUACGCUAUGCGGUUUGUCGAAGACACGGAAGGUACCUGGACAGCGAUACAAUUGAAAGCCGUUGAAGCGGAGAUCGAACAACAGAAACGUGAUUGGGAGGCAAAUCGUCUAGCCCAGUUGAAACGCGAAGAGGAGGCCGCACGACAAUUGGAGGCAGAGGAGAACGAUCUUCUUACGUUCUCCCGGGAGGAUGCAAGCAAUCAGAUUUGGAUAUCGGAUAACACAAUGGAAAAAAUGCCGAUGUGGUGUCCACCAACACCUCCGCAAGAUGACAAUGACAUCUACGUAGAUCAUGCCUUAGGAUUUUUGUACGAGACGGAAAUUAUUCCUGAAUCACAGUUACCAGCGGUGUAUGUGAAAAAAGAAUACAAACGAAGUCGAUCGGAGGCUGGUUUCUACUCGGAUGGUCGUCGUCCGGUCAAGAUACGGAAGGAAGAUACCUACUAUGCGCCACGAUCACUUUUUGAUCGUCCUUCGCCACAAAUAGCAAAACUUCGCAAGGAUUACAAACUACAGCGCUAUAAGGGCAUUAUCAAGCCCUUCCCCAUGGUGGGCUUGAAGCAGACACCGGUCAUCAAACAGCAAAUCGAACCGGAAGGCAUGCCAGAAUGGAUGAUCCAUGAAGAUAUGGCAAUGUUGAACGUAAUUCAAAAUCUACAAGGAUUGCCCUUGAAUCUGAUGCUAGUGUCGCCCGGUCACACCCCUAAUUGGGACUUGGUCGCCGACAUUGUGAAUCAGACCUCGCGAACUUAUAGGCUACCAAAACAGUGCCGCUACAGGUAUGAAGCCGUCAUCAUCCCUCGCGAGGAAGGGAAGCUGCUUGAAAGUCCAAAGAAACAAAAGAAGAGUAAGAACCCAUUGAAACAGCCUCCUUCCAAGGGAAUGAGAGCGAUGCGAACUGCACAACUGUUCACUGGGGAUGGAAACAGCUCUUUCAUCAAACUUGCAAGGCUAAAGUUUGACAACAUCAAGUUGGCCUUCAGCAAGAAAGCUCCGCAUGCCAAACAGGUGACUGCCAACCCACAAAUGAAAAACCCGAAGCAUGCAGCAGUGCUGGCAGAAUACGGUAUCACUAACUACGAUGCUCCGCUGACACCGGUGGAAAUUGCGACUCGCCGAGCAGAACGGAUAUCGAAAGAGAAGCAAAAGACUGCCGUCAUGAUGCAGGGUCAAGAACAACAGCAACAACUGGCUCAACAGCAGCAGCAGCAACUCCAACAACAACAGAUUCAACAACAGCAGCAAAGCCAGGUGCAAUCUGUUCAGCAAGUGCAGCAAGUCGCUCAGUCACAGACACACGUCAUUCAGCAGCAAGUGCAGCAGCAGAUUCAAAUUCAAGCACACCCUCAGCAGCAUAUAGCGGCUGGCAGUCAAGUUCAACAGGCAACGAUAGUCGUUUGUGGCGUUGGAACAAACUCAGCUCCUGCCGUGGCAACACUGGUUCAGGCUCCCUCCAUUCAGGCAGGUCGAGCUCAACCUGUGGUGAACAUUUGCCCCAGUCCGAAUCAACAGCAAAUAGUGAAAGCAAUAGUUGCUAGCCCUUCGAAUCAAAACAUUUUAACACAGCAGUUAGCUGUAGCGCAAAACAAUCCUCAACAGCAAGUCUCGGUUGUACUUACAACUCCAGUAACGACUAUGUCGGCUAACCAAGUUCAACUUUCGCAGCCACAGAUUGUGUCGAUCCAUCAGUCAACGCCUCAAAUCAUUCAGAGUAGCCCCGCUGUUACGCAGGCUACAAACUCCAUUGUCCAAACAUUGGCUACUCAGUCUCUGCCUCAAGUGGUAUCCGUAGCUCAGCUGGCUACAGUUGGUACGGUUAUGACAACGGGCAGUGCUGCGUUACAACAAUCGCAGGUUGCCACGCUGACAACCUCUGCUUUGAGGGCACAGAGAAUCGUUGCACCUCCAGGAACGCUUCAAGAAGUGGUUCUCCAUCAAAGGUCGGGUUCACAAAGUCCCACGGUUGUCAGCGUCAGUGGGUUGGGCCAAGGUCUAACGCAAGCUCAGUUGCAGACAGCACAGCUUCGCUUAUCGAUGGCUGGAGGCCAGCAGGUUUCCGGUGUAGUUGCAAAGGGAAUCUCCGUGGGAACAGUUACAAGUGCGGGCAAACCCAUCAAUACAUCUCAAAUACAAUUUUACCGUCAACAGCCAAUCAGACAACAACUAAAGGUUCUGCAUCCGAGCGCAGCUCAAGGAGGAACAACCGUGCUCCAACAAGCCACAGGACAACCAACCCUCGUAAGCCCCGCUAUCAUCCAGGGCAACAUAAUUCAAACGGGUACGGUAGGUCAGACUGUUCAAGUGCAGUCCGCUGGUCAGAAAGUAUCAGUUGCCACAGUUACUAGUUCGGCAGGCGCAGUCACUACAACACAAGCAGGUACUAUCGCUACAGUUCAGGUUGCCCCUGGACAACAGAGAACCCAGUUCAUCAAACAGGUUGGAACGAAACAGAUGAUCACUCGGCCUGUCACCGAGGGCGAGAUGCAAAUGAUGAUGAAACGACAGAUUAUAAGUCAACAGCACAAGCAGCAGCUUAUGCCUCAGACACAGAUUUUUGCUCCGGCCAAUUUACAAGUUCAGCAGGCAGGAACCUCCGGCCAACAAAUUGCUACACUUGUGAAGACUUCCUCCGGGACGGUAGCGGCUACGGGGAUGACACUCUCCCAGGUGAAACCCGGUCAACUCAAAACAAUCAGCAAUCAGAGCCAGGUUCGACAGCUGCAACUGCAACAGCAAAUCAUUGCUGCCCAAAGAAAAAGCGGCAAAAUGACCCAAAUUACCCAGGUUGCUGGCAAAGCUGGUCAACCAACGCAGCUUUUCGUACAGGGUCCUAAGAAUCUUCCCGCAGGAACGGUAACCGUUCAGCAAAUACAGCAAGUCAUCCGACAUGCUCAGCCAGCUUCAAUUGCCACCGGUGGACAAAUCGUGCUGGGUAAAACCAGUGUUGGAAGGGUCAUUCCGGUUUCGGUGUCGCAGCAGGCAAACCAAAGGCAAACUAUUCAGGUUGUAACCGCGACGUCUGCUGGUAACAUUCGAGCUCAUGUUCCCACUCAGAACAUUGGCACCAUCAAGGUAGCAGCCGGAGCCACUCCAGCUCAACAGCAGCAGGCAAUUUUGACGGCGUUGCAAAAUCAGCAACGGCAAAAUGCAAGCCCAGUGCGGCUGCAAACUUCCAGCGGAUCUCUGGUGGCCGUUACGGUUCAGCAACCACAAGCCGUGGCAUCUGCUGCCAGUGCAGCAGAUUUGCAACAGCAAACACAACAGGUUGUAACUGCUGGACCAGGCCAGUCACAGCAGCAACAACAAACCCAAACCACCACACAGGUGUUGCAAAUUCAAGCCCAGCCGCAACAGAUUAUUUCAACAGCAACUGCAUCUGCCGAUGGAACAGGUGCAACCGUUGUUCAAACGCAACAAACAGUACAGCAAGUGCAAUCAUCUGUCACAGCACAGCAACAGGUGAGUAUGAUUAAGAAGAAGCAUUCCCCAAGCGGGAAAUAGAGGAAAGUUAGAUUUGUUCGACUUUUGUGUGAAUUGGUUGUUGUAUUGAGGAACUUGUGAACAAAAUCUUUCGAUUGGUUUUUUAAGUGCAAUGUUUUUAAAAUACUAAAAAAAAAUGAAUUUUUAAAUGAAAUCUUGGAAUUUUCAAAAUUUUCUACAUCAAAGUUCCUCAACACCAGGUUGAAAUGAAACGAUACGUAGAUAUUUCUCAAUAAUUUUGUUUGUAAAAAUUGUACUGUGUCCUUGUGUGAGUUUUGCGAGUUUUGUUUCACUUAUUUUCCAGUGAACCUAAUGUUUGUUCUUGAUUUAAUAUUUUCGUUCUAGCCUAAGUAAAUCGUCUCACAGCUGAUGACGGAUUACCUACUCUAAGCAACGGUUGCACUUUGGCAUUGCUUGUCAAUAUUGAAUUUCAAUGAAAGAUAUUGGUCGUUUUAACACAUUUUUCAAGUUCCACUACAAUUCUCUUUGUUAUAAGUUUGAAAAUAUCUUAUAAAGCAAAAAAAUAGACAUGAAUCAAUACACAAUACGAAUUUCUCACACAAUGCACCUGUGUCCAGUCCAUGUCAUAGCAUAAGAUAUCAUCGAAAACUCAAACCCGAAGAGUUUGUGGGAUACCAAAUCCUACACAUAUUUCAAUAACUUUUGAAUUAAUUGAAUUUGACAUACACCUAUGUGUCGUCGAAUGGAGUAGAUACAGAAUAGCGGUCCGGAACGUUCGAAGUUGAUCGUUAAUAGACUGUCGUAAUUUCAAGCAAUUAUCCACUGUAUUAGUUUGAAUCUGCGAAUAAAUAUUGUUUCUUUCUGUGAAACUUGGAAGUUAGCUUAAAAUAAUCUUAGCAUUAGAUAUAGGCAACAGAGAAAUCAAUAGUGAGCUCAUUGAUCUUGUAAAUGUUUUAUUUAACUAUUUAAAUGAAUCCCGUAUGAUGUAGUACAUAACAAAGUAUUAUUAGAUGCUAACCAUUACACAAUAUAAAUCAAAUCUAUCCAACUCAGA